Molecule: messenger RNA, 252 nt
Organism: Ichthyophthirius multifiliis
Lineage: Eukaryota; Ciliophora; Oligohymenophorea; Hymenostomatida
Exons: 2
Biological process (GO): regulation of actin filament-based process
Source: RefSeq, a predicted model, not a curated record
AUGUAAGAUAAAAUAAAUGACGAAAUAGAAGAGCUUAAAAAAGAUAUAUAAAGAUUAGGAAAAAAAAAUACCUUAGGAAAAUUUUCGGUUCCUUUCGGAUAACUUUUUGAUGAUGAAAAGGCUUAAUAAUAUUAUGAAGCUCUAGUAGGUACAUUAAAAGCAGCUAAAAAAUAAGGUGUAGUAGAUUUUUAAGGAUAAAUACUUUUAAAAGGAUAACAUGAUAAAAUUGAAAUAAUACUUAAUUAAGAAUGA